CUCCUUCCAAAAUCAUGAAUGAUGCAGUCAUCAACAUAAUCACAAUCAUUAAAUUCAUAAAAUGAAUUAAUCCAUUGAAUGAAAACAAUGCAUGUUCAUAAUCCAAAGCAAACACACAAAAGAAAAGAAAAACAAAUAAAAAUGAUUCACCACACAACACUCUCUCUCAUCAUCUUCCCGUUCCUAAUCCUAAUAUCGAAUUCCGACCCGACCCGAUCCGCCCCAACCCUAACCGCCACGCCCACCACACUCUCCAACUCCGUCGACAACGUCACCGUCCGCUGGUCCGGCGUUCCUACCCCCUCCGACCUCGACUGGCUCGGCAUCUACUCCCCUCCCACCGCCGCCCACGACAACUUCAUCGGCUACCAAUUCCUCUCUGAUUCGCCUUCAUGGCAAUCCGGCGAGGGUUCCCUCACCUUCCCCCUCGUCGACCUCCGAUCCAACUACUCCUUCCGGAUCUUCCGGUGGACCAGGGAAGAGAUCAACCCGAAGCACCAGGACCACGACCACAACCCGCUACCGCAGACAAAGCACAUGAUGGCGUUCUCCGGCGAGGUUGGAUUCCGGGCGGGUCGUGGACCGAUGCAGAUCCAUUUGUCGUUCGCCGAUGAGGUCGAUGCGAUGAGGGUUAUGUAUGUGACUAAGGAGCCGAGGGAGACUUACGUUAGGUACGGUGAGAGCGAGGGGAAGUUGGAGCGCGUGGCGGUUGCGCGCGUGAGGAGGUACGACAGGGAGCACAUGUGCCACGCGCCGGCGAACACCAGUGUUGGCUGGAGGGACCCUGGCUACAUCCACGAUGCUCUCAUGAUUGGUUUGAAGAAAGGGGUCAAAUACCAUUACAAGGUUGGAAAUGACGAGGGAGGUUGGAGUGCAACUCAUAGCUUUGUGUCAAGGAAUAGUGAUUCAGACGAAACGAUAGCUUUCCUCUUUGGAGACAUGGGAACGGCUACUUCAUAUCGUACAUUUAUACGAACGCAAGAUGAAAGCAUAUCAACCAUGAAGUGGAUCCAACGCGAUAUUGAAGCGCUAGGCGACAAGCCCGCCUUUGUCUCACACAUUGGCGACAUUAGUUAUGCAAGAGGUUAUGCGUGGUUGUGGGAUCAUUUCUUCACUCAGAUUGAACCUGUUGCUAGCAAAUUGGCAUACCAUGUUUGCAUUGGCAAUCAUGAGUAUGACUGGCCUUUACAGCCGUGGAAACCUGAUUGGGCCACUUAUGGAACAGAUGGAGGUGGUGAGUGCGGAGUACCCUACAGUUUGCGGUUCAAUAUGCCUGGAAACUCCUCGGAACUAACAGGAACUGCUAGCCCUGCAACUCAGAAUCUCUAUUAUUCAUUUGAUAUGGGGGUAGUACAUUUUGUAUAUAUCUCCACAGAGACAAAUUUCCUUCCUGGGAGCAAACAAUAUAACUUCUUAAAGCGUGAUCUGGAAUCUGUUGACAGAAAGAAGACCCCUUUUGUAAUUGUCCAGGGGCACCGACCCAUGUACACAACAAGCAAUGAAAUUAGGGAUGCAGGAUUAAGAGGAAAGAUGCUCGAGCACUUAGAGCCACUGCUUGUGAAUAACAAUGUGACCCUUGCUCUCUGGGGUCAUGUUCAUAGAUACGAGAGAUUUUGUCCGCUGAGGAACUUCACUUGUAGCACCAGUGUGCAUCGCAAAGAAGGGGACAAAGGAGCAUUUACCAUUCACGUCGUGAUCGGCAUGGCAGGGCAAGAUUGGCAACCCAUAUGGGAACCUAGACCAGACCAUCCUAAUGACCCAAUCUUCCCUCAGCCGGCACGAUCUCUAUACCGUGGUGGGGAGUUUGGAUACACUAGACUAGUAGCUACAAAAGAAAAGCUUGUACUUUCUUACGUCGGAAAUCAUGAUGGUGAGGUGCAUGACACGGUGGAAAUUCUGGCAUCUGGUGAAGUUUUCAGUGGUCAUGAGGAUAAGGAUAAGGAUGCAGCUAUUGGUGGUGUUAAAAGUGAGAUUGUGAAAUCGCCACUGUCAUGGUAUGUCGAGGGAGGAAGCGUAUUGGUGCUUGGGGCCUUUAUGGGUUACAUCGUUGGCUUUGUUUCACAUGCCAAGAAGAAGCCUGGUGCCAGGAGUAACUGGAGUCCCUUGAAGACUGAGGAAAGUUGAACCAUAUUUUAGUGUUGUGUUUUCCACUUUUUAGAUGAAACAUGAAGGUUUGGAAUUGUGAGAUGAUACCUUUUCGAUGCUAUUCGUUUGAUUAUACACGUAAGCUUGUACAUAUGUAAUUUUACUGCAGUGUGCCAUUGCAGUGUGCCAUUUAAGGCAACCUUUGGUGGAUUGUGUUUGUAUUAUAUUCAAAAAGAGUUAGAUGAAUAAUGAUGCCAAUGAAAAAUAAAGGGAUUUUGUGUCUGCCCUUCUUUGGGUCGAAUCGAUUCUCAAGUGAAA
This is a messenger RNA of Arachis duranensis, 2403 nucleotides long. Its product is annotated as probable inactive purple acid phosphatase 9. The coding region runs from base 79 to 2124 and encodes 681 amino acids. Gene Ontology annotation, molecular function: acid phosphatase activity; metal ion binding. NCBI's taxonomy places the organism in Eukaryota, Viridiplantae, Streptophyta, Magnoliopsida, Fabales, Fabaceae. The transcript is spliced from 2 exons. The record is from RefSeq and is a predicted model, not a curated record.